CACAGUCCGACAGCGACAGGAGCUCUGCCAUGGUGUAUUACACGAGGCGUACUUUAGAUUAACACAACAAUCGUACAUAAUUUUAAUUAAAUCGGGAAUAAAAUCGGUGAUUUUUUAAAGGAACGCGAACGAAAUAGGAAAAAGAAAAGAAAAGAGAAAAAAAAGACAAGAAAAAAAAAAAAACAAGAAAAAAAAAAGAAAAAAAAAAAAAGAAAAGAGAAGAGAAGAGAAAGAAAAAAAAAAGAAUAUCUAAAAUAAAUAAAAAUUAUAAUAUCAUAGGAAAUAUCGUACGUGCUGCUUUCGUGUCAUUAUUCGUAUACGCGAUUUUUUGUGAUUAGGCUAGCUUAGGAUCAGGUGUUGUCAUCAUGAAGACUAUCCUUUCGAGGACUUUGCUCGUUGCUGUGAUCCUUGGGACAGGAGUAUUGGGAUAUCCUCCACAAGAAAGACUUAUGCCAGAUGGUGCACCGGUUCCCGAGGACGCUAUCGCACAUGAGGAUUCCAUGGCGUCCGCUUCGGAAACCGGCGAGGAUUAUGCGGACGUAGAUGAUUCUGAUAUGUAUAUGGAGACCGAUGGGACGGAGACGAUGAGGGGUGACGAUCAUGUCGAAGAAAGUCAAACGGAUAGAAUAGAAAUCGAUAGAACGUCGAUAGAAAAUGAUGAUAAACUUAAUGAAACGAGUACGGAGGAAGGGAAUGGGAAUGAUCAGGAAACGAAAAAUACCGUAUUGUCGCCUCAAACUCAGCCAACCGAGAUCAUUGAUAAAAGUUUAGAAACUGAAAGUCAAAACUUUUUCCCGUCUUUCGCUGAAUUAUUUAGCAAUCAAAGAUUACCAUUUAACGAACAACAACAAAGAUAUAGGCCAAACAGAUUCUUGAGUUAUUUUCAACGGGAUCGUGGUGUAUAUCAAACAGCUUCGACAACAUCAAAAGAGGUUCAACAUCCUCUUUUGGGUUCUGGAAAUUUCGGAGUCAUUCGUGGUGGAACUUAUUAUCCUGAAGAUAGAGAGAACGAGGAUUAUAACGCCGAAGAUAGUCUUUAUAAUCCUUAUUAUCACGGUACGACUGGCCGUGCUCGUGCCAAUUAUUAUAGGAACCCUAAACCACAGCCGGUUCGUGGUGGAGAUUUCUUUGCUAACUUCCGGGAUUUCGCCGACAUAACGGCACCACCGAAGUCAAGUUUCUCUCAUCUUUCUGUGGUUUAUGCGAAUAAAAAUGGCAGUACUACGGGACGUAUCACGGAACCCAGAAACAUCAUCGAAACUCUUAGGAUGUUGGAGGAAGAGGAACGUAAUAAUGGAAUGGAAAUAACAACGACCGAAGUACCAAGGAAGAAGUUGAGUAAAGGAAAAAGGAAAUUGAUCAAGAUGAAACAAUACGAGGAGGAUAAGGCGAGAAGAUCACGCGUAUCCGUCGAGCCUCUUUUAGCUUUGAGUUGAGAAUGAACUUUGUGUACUUAAUUAGUGUCUAACGUUUUAACGAACGAGAAACUUUGGGAUCGUUAUGUCCUAUGCGCAAUGUAAUCUGGCCCCCUCUCCUCCAACCUCUCGCGAGAUCGGCAACCAAAGUCUUUACAAAUCCUCUUUUGAUUGUCGGAGGUAGCGAAAAUGAUCGUAAAAGUUGUUUCAGUAGCGUCGAAAGAGAUAAUUUUUUUUUUUUUCCAAACAAUUGGUCAUUCCUUGAAAAAGAUUCAACGAGAAAAAACGCGUCGGAAUUAUACGUGAAAAAAUUUCGUUAUCGAUAAUAAUAUAUAUAUAUUAUAGUAUAUUAUAGAUGUAUAAUAUAGUAUAUUAUAGAUGAUAGUAACAGCAAUAUAGUAAUAGCAAUAAUAAGUCUCAUUGACGAGUUAAAUGAAAUCGUAGGAAGUAUCGUGCGUGCGUAUUCAAGACUGUCAUCCGAGAUGUCAUCCAAUAAAAGAAAAUGUAAUGAUUAUUAUCGACUGGAUUCUCAUGGGCACGCGCCAAAUUGAUCGUGCGAGAGCAUGGCGCGUGCACUUUCGUUACGCUCGAGUAAGCCUAUAUACCGGAACGAAUAAACGAGUACGGAGAAACGACGACGAGCUCGUUCGCGCGAUAAAACGUGGGACCUACACGAGAGACUAAACACACAAGUCCGGAUAGACGCACGCGACUUCACAUAGUUCUCGUGACCGCCGUAUCUAUAAGUAAAACAAAAAUCCUCGGCUAUUUAUUUGCAUGCACACGCCAUCAUAAUCUAUCGCGGCCAGGCGCGAGAGAACUUCUUCUGGUCGGUCGAAAAUCGGGAGUGAAAGAAAAAGAUUUAAAAAAAAAAAAAAAAAAAAAAAAAAAACAAAAAAAAAGGAAGGAUAUAUUUUGGUUGGAAUGUGCAAGGGAGAAAAAAAAAGAAAAGAAAAGAAAAAAGGUAUAACGAUCGACGAGAACGAAAAAAAAAAAAAAACUUUGACGAAAUUCUAAUUUUUAUCAUAUUUUCGCAUUUCUUGUCUCCUACGAUUAAUAUCUUCGCCUGCGUCAUACGUCUUAUUUGUAAGUUUUAUCUCUUAUCAUUUAAGUAUCGUACCUAAUAGAUUCUUUAUUAAUACAUCUCGUUUCACUAUGAGUCUAAAAUAAGACGCGAUAAUUCUAUUUUAUUUUAUUUUAUUUUAUUUUAUUUUAUUUUAUUUUAUAUUAAUUUAAUUUAAUUUAAUUUAAUUUAAUUUAAUUUAAUUUAAUUUAAUUUAAUUUAAUUUAAUUUAAUUUUGUUUUAUUUUAAUUCACUUUUCAUUACAUUUUACUUUAAUAUUUAGAAUAGUAAUAGUUUAUUCCAGCAAGUAAUUCUCGCAAUAUUAUUUUAUUUUAUAUCCGAGUAUUGGAUGUUUAUGUUAAAAGGAAAAAAGGAAAAGAGUUAAUGAAAACGUACGAAAAGAAAAAAAAGAAAAAAAGAAUAAAAAAAAAAAAAAAAAAGAAAAAAGAAGAAGAGAAAACGAUUACGUACGCAUUCGUAGAACCACUAAAGACUGCCUAUUCUCUUACAAUCUUCGUUGAUCUACGAAACUAAUGCUAAUUAUUACUAUUAUUAUUAUUACUAUUAUUAUUAUUAUUAUUAUUAUUAUUAUUAUUAUCAUUAUCAUUAUUAUCAUUAUUAUUAUUAUUAUUAUUAUUAUUAUCAUUAUUAUUAUUAUUAUUAUUAUUAUUAUUAUUAUUAUUAUUAUUAUUAUUAUUAUUAUUAAUAUUUUUUCUCUUUGAUAAAACUAUCCCGGAUCUUCCUACGUAUAAACUUAUUUCUUCUUCUUCUUCUUUUUUUUUUUUCUUUUUUCUUUUUUUCCUUCCUUUAAGUAUGAUUGAUCGUGACGCGUCGGAAAUCACGGAAAGCGAUGAUUUCUUCUUUUAUAUCGAGGACGAAAUUUACGGCGAUUAAAGAUUAUCCUCGAUCCUUCGCCGUAAAUCUCGUCGAAACCAUUGUUAUUUCAUUUGUUGUUGACUAUUGUAGCUUUAUCUAGAUAGGUUUAAUAGAUCGAUAAGGAAAACAAAUAUAAAAAUGUAUUCGUGAAAAUUCGUGUCUCUCGUCCUCCCAACUCUCUAUUUUGAUAGGACACAGAUUGAACAAAAAAAAAAAUAUAUAUAUAUAUAAUAAAGAAAAUAUAUGAAUAUAGAGAUAUAUGAAUAAUGCAU
Molecule: messenger RNA, 3626 nt
Organism: Vespa velutina
Lineage: Eukaryota; Metazoa; Arthropoda; Insecta; Hymenoptera; Vespidae
Exons: 3
Coding region: 366-1436 (356 amino acids)
Source: RefSeq, a predicted model, not a curated record